Molecule: messenger RNA, 2013 nt
Organism: Penicillium riverlandense
Lineage: Eukaryota; Fungi; Ascomycota; Eurotiomycetes; Eurotiales; Aspergillaceae
Product: Pectin lyase fold/virulence factor
Exons: 2
Coding region: 1-2013 (670 amino acids)
Source: RefSeq, a predicted model, not a curated record
AUGAUAUCAAGAAGCAUUUCAGCUCAAUUAUACCUCCUCGUCACUUUCCUUAUUCGUGAAUGCCUGGGAACCAAUUAUUACUUUGAUAGCCGGUCUUCCGGUAGUAGGAAUGGUGGGUGUUUGACACCUUUCAAUAAUCUAUCAGCCUUAAGGUCCCUCGACAUCGCGCCUGGAGAUAAUAUCUUCUUGAAAAGAGGAUCGAGGUUCUCUGACUCGUUGAUAUUGAACCAAAGUGGUUCUACCAACUUGCGAAUUACCAUUCAGGCGUAUGGAGAUCCCCAGCAAGCUAGCCCCGUUAUUGAUGCCGGUGACAAUGUCUAUCAACUCAAUGCUGUUCUUCUAAAUGGCACGUCACAUGUAACGGUUCAAGACCUCGACAUCACCAACCCGGGAGAUAACAAGACCCCCCGACGAGGAAUAUACGUGUACGCCGAAAAUUCAGGCGAAGUCCGAGAUAUCACACUGCAAAAUCUGUUUAUCCACGAUGUUCGUGGGUGGAUGCCGUCUACAACAGACACUGGAAUUGGAACGGGCAAAUAUGCAAAUGCCUCCGGAGCUAUCGUUUUCGAGGCUAAUGGAAAUAGCACCGAAAGCUACUUCGCCGAAAUUACUAUCCAAGACAAUGUCAUUCGAUCCGUUGACCGCCAGGGGAUCUAUACCUGGUCCAAUUGGUGCCGUCGACCUGCUAUGGCUUCAUUCUGGGACACGCUCUGCUUCCAACCUUGGCAUGCAUCAAAAGGCCUUUUAGUGCAACGAAAUCGCCUCUAUGAUAUUGGAGGGGAUGGAAUCGUUGUUACUGGGAAUGAAAAUGCUCUAGUCCGCAAUAAUACCGUCAUUGGAUUCAAUAAUCGUUCCCGGUCCCCGAAUGCGGGUAUAUGGACUGCCAAUAGCGACGGGUCCUUGUUUCAAUAUAAUGUUGUGUCUGGAGGUACCACAAUUCAAGAUGGAAUGGCCUACGACGUGGACCAUUCGACCUCCGGAACAAUCUUCGAGUACAAUGUGUCACACGAUAACGAAGGCGGCUUCUUUCUCAUAUGCCCAUACGAUAAACCAACCAAGAACUUCACUAUUCGCUAUAAUCUUUCUGUCAAUGACCGGACACGGAUUGUUGAAAUUUGCGAUGGCCAGCUUGUCAACGGCAAAAUAUACAAAAACACUAUUUUUAUCGGAGACGGCAUAUCACCUUUUAUUGUCACGGAGGAUACAAAUGCCAGUCUGGAUGUUCUUUUGACAGACAAUAUCAUAUACAAGACGGGCUCCGGAAACGGGCAAUGGCAGUUGAACGACACUGUAUUCUCGGUCAAUCACAAUCUUUUCUUCGGUCCAAUCGAUGAAUAUGAUGAAGCGACAGGCAACACAACCUCGGCCGCCGGUCUGGCUGCUGCAGGAUUGCGUGACCCCAAGGCAUACCUGUUAAUUCGGGACUCUGCGGCUUUUGAUUCUGCAGUGGCGAUUGCCGGGGAUGCCCGCAAGGAUUUCUUUUCGGAUCCCACGGUAGCGCAUAAAAACCUCGGGUUUUACUCUGGAGCUGCUACCAAGAAGCCAGUUUGGGUGGAUGACUUCAACCAAAACAGCAGCUUGGCCUCAGGAUGGUCCUCACAGGGCCAGGUAGCUCUUGUCGCAGAUCCAGCAGGGGACUUGGGUCAAUCGGUAAAGAUGGGCCCUGCGUCGGCAAUCUCCCACGCUCUCAACGUGACGUCUCCCUUCCGACUCAACGCAAGGAUCUGGGUUGUCUCGCCUGAUACCCAUGAUGGGGCCUUUCUGUCAAUUUGUCUUCAGGGUGUGUCUUCGGCAAUUGUCUUAUCGAAUUCUCCAGGGUUGCUUCCAGGGCAAUGGCAAAUAAUUGAAGUCAAUGUAUCAAAAGAAAGAGCCCGACUGGAGGCUACGGCAUCACUCGAUGGAGAAAAAUUUACCCUUUCGUUGAGAAAGAGCAAAUUGUCUUGUGCCGGAGUCACUUUUAACUCCGGGGCAACUACACUAUAUGUUGACGAUGUGUUCCUUACUCCCCUGUGA